CUUAUUUAUCUAAAACGGUAGAGUAUUAAAGGCAUAACUAUACUAGUAGUAUUUAACUAUUUAUUUAUAUGCUGUAUUUUCUUGAAGGUAACAGAAAAUAACAUAUCUUUCUCUAAUAAUAUUAAAAAAGAGUAACAUAUAUAGCUUAUUUAUUUCUCUCCCAUUAAAACGCAAAAGGAAAUUUAUGGCUAAUUGUACACAUCUUUUGUAGUUUUUGAAAGGGGAGAAUUUUAUUUGACCAAGUCCAAACAAAGUUGUUUAAAUUUCAACAAUGUAGUUAUCAUUAUUACAUGCACACAAAGAUAUUACUAAUUAUAGAAAAUAACAUGUUAAUUCUUACCAAUUAGCAAUGUUGGAAUUGAGAAGAUUUAGGACAUAAUUAUUGUAACCGCGAAAUUAAUUAAAAUGGAAAAAAACAACAAAAAAAAGAUUGAUAUUACUAACAUUAGAUUAUUAUCCAUAGUUGGGAUAAUUAUAAUAAGAGAAACCAUAAUUAGGAUGAAAUUGGAAGGUUAACCAUAAUAUUAGGAAUAUGUUUAAAUUAGCAGUGGUGAGUAUAAGAAGAUGAAGGGUGAUAACCAAGGUUGAGCUAACAAGCCUCGUGCAGGCUCUCUUAUUCAUAAACAUACAAACAAUAUAAAUUGACAUAUUUUGUUAUAGAAUUUUAAGGGAGGCCUUUAAGAUCUUUUCUCUUGUUAGCUCUGUAAUAUAGUGUAUUAAUCAUGGGAAAGAGAACAAUAAUUACCUCCUCAUUGAUACCAUGGCUACUCUCCAUGGUUGUGAUGAUGGUUCGCGCUGAGGAUCCAUAUUUGUUCUUCGAAUGGAAGGUUACCUAUGGCACCCUUUCUCCUCUCGGAGUUCCUCAACAGAUUAUUCUAAUCAAUGGACAAUUCCCCGGUCCUAACCUCAACACAACCACCAACAACAACGUCGUUGUGAAUGUGUUUAACCAACUUGAUGAACCUCUUCUAUUCACCUGGAGUGGAAUCCAACAGAGGAAGAAUUCAUGGCAAGAUGGUACACCAGGAACCAUGUGUCCAAUUCAACCAGGAACUAACUACACAUACCGUUUCCAAGUGAAGGAUCAGAUUGGAAGUUACUUCUAUUUCCCAACCACCGGGUUUAUGAGGGCAGCUGGAGGUUUCGGAGGGCUUAGAGUGAACAGCCGUCUUUUGAUCCCUGUCCCGUUUGCUGAUCCUGAGGAUGACUACACCAUCAUGGUUGGAGACUGGUACAAGGAAAGCCAUGCCGUCCUCAGAAAACAUCUCGAAAAUGGCAAGUCUCUUGCUAGGCCUGAUGCUGUUCUCAUGAAUGGUAAGCAAGGUAAGGUGGGUGAUCCUAAGGAAGAGCCUUUGUUUACCAUGAAGCCAGGGAAGACAUACAGGUACCGUAUUUGUAAUGUUGGAAUGAAGAAUUCUAUCAACUUUAGAAUGCAAGGGCACACCAUGAAGUUGGUUGAGGUCGAGGGAUCUCACACCGUACAGAACAUGUAUGACUCCCUUGACAUCCACCUUGGUCAGUGUUACUCCGUGCUAGUCACUGCAGACAAAGAACCUAAGGACUACUACAUGGUUGCAUCCACCAGGUUCACCAAGUACCAUCUCCAAGCGACUGGCAUAGUGCGAUAUGAAGGUGGAAAGGGUGCACCAUCAACGGUCCUUCCAGAGGCCCCCGUGGGAUGGGCCUGGUCAUUGAACCAGUUCCGAUCCUUGAGGUGGAACUUGACUGCUAGUGCAGCCAGGCCUAACCCACAAGGGUCUUACCACUACGGGCAGAUCAACAUCACAAGAACCAUCAAGCUGGCUAACACAGCUGGCACAGUUGAUGGCAAGCUUCGCUAUGCCAUCAACGGUCACUCCCACACUGACGCUGAUACCCCAUUGAAGCUCCUCGAGUACUACCAAGUCGCCCAGAAGGCCUUCAAGUACGAUGUGAUCAAGGACGAACCACCAGCUAACGUUGAGACCUUAGAUAAGUUCACCACAGGGCCUAAUGUACUCAACGGUACCUUCAGAAACUUCAUUGAGAUCAUCUUUGAAAACCAUGAAAAGAGUAUCCAAUCUUGGCACUUGGAUGGCUACUCCUUUUUCCCUGUUGCGAUUGAGGUAGGACAAUGGACACCGGAGAAGAGGAAGAACUACAAUCUCCUGGACGCGGUGAGCAGGUACACGAUCCAAGUGUACCCGAAAUCAUGGGCUGCAAUCAUGCUGACAACUGACAACGCCGGAAUGUGGCACUUGAGAAAUGAAGCACCAGAGAGAUCUUUCUUAGGACAGCAAAUGUACAUAAGUGUUUUAUCUCCAGAAAGGUCACUCAGGGAUGAAUACAACCUGCCAGAUAACUCUUUGAUCUGUGGUCUUGUCAAGGACAUGCCCAAACCACCACCUUACAGCAUCUAAAUUUGUUAAAAUGACCUACACAAACUAGCAUUUUUUUCACUCUUCUUUUUUAUUUCUAUUCCAAAGUUUAUGUUCUUGGAUAAAUUUAUUUUUUUUCAUGGGAGAAUUAUCAUUUGUGUCUUUGAGUAAAAUGACAGUAGGGAAGAAACUAACAAAAAGGAGGUGUCAUUGGCAUCAAUUGAGUGAGGCAAUCUGUUGUACCCGUAUUAGUCUUGAGUUUAUUAUUAUUAUUACAUUGUAUCCAAGCAAAAUGUUAUAAUGUCAAUACCAAAAAAAAAAAAAAGAAAAAACACAAAAAAUUGUCCAAUAUAGCAUCUUCUAUGAAUAAAUCCUAAGCUUUUGUGAACUUGUUCAAUAUGUUACUUCAUGAUAAAUGUAUAAUAUACACACAUAUAUAUACUUGUACUUGUAUA
Molecule: messenger RNA, 2812 nt
Organism: Beta vulgaris subsp. vulgaris (sugar beet)
Lineage: Eukaryota; Viridiplantae; Streptophyta; Magnoliopsida; Caryophyllales; Amaranthaceae
Product: L-ascorbate oxidase homolog
Exons: 4
Coding region: 723-2399 (558 amino acids)
Molecular function (GO): copper ion binding; oxidoreductase activity
Source: RefSeq, a predicted model, not a curated record